Messenger RNA from Capronia coronata CBS 617.96, 1176 nucleotides. RefSeq lists its product as uncharacterized. Gene Ontology annotation, molecular function: protein binding. Lineage: Eukaryota; Fungi; Ascomycota; Eurotiomycetes; Chaetothyriales; Herpotrichiellaceae. The transcript has a single exon. The record is from RefSeq and is a predicted model, not a curated record. The coding region runs from base 1 to 1176 and encodes 391 amino acids.
AUGGAACAAAACACACUGAAGCGGAGAGGCAUCGGUUUGACAGGAGUUGAUAAGAAGCGGUCGUUUGGUGGCUAUACACUCUUCUGUCCGCUCACCAGCGACACGGCACAUCUGGUCGACAUAGAUGGCAAAGAAGUGCAUUCGUGGAAACUGCCAGGGAGGAUCGGGCGUCAUGCCAGACUUUUACCGAAUGGCAACUUGGCUGUCAACACGCUUCGACCAGCGCCAGAGCGCACGACGAACGAUGGGGGCCCAUAUCCCUUUCCUUUCUUCAACAAAUAUGGUGGUGGCAUCAUGAGUGAGCUGGACCCCGAAGGCAAGGUAGUUCGACAAUUCACCGAUCCCCUUGGACAUCACGAUCAAUAUCAUUUUGGCGAUGGGCGCCUUUUGUACACCAGCCUUGAGGCUCUGUCACCUCAAGACUCCGCCAAAGUCAUUGGGGGUGUCCCGGGCAGCGAGAUCGAUGGCAUCACAUAUGCAGACAUGAUCAAUGAGGUGGACGCAGAAGGCAAGCUUGUUUGGCAGUGGAAGGUAUCUGAACGACUACCAAGAGCGGAAUUCCCUCUGCAACCGCAUUACACUCGCGAACACUACCCCCUCAUCAAUUCGGUGAUGCCCCUGCGCGAUGGCAAGCAUAUUUUGGCAUCCAUGCGAUCGGUUUCGGCGAUCGUGAUCAUCGAGAAGUCAACGGGUGAUAUUGUCUGGAAGCUGAAGUCGGAUGUGAUUGCUCAGCAACACAAUGCUACCGAGCUGGAGAAUGGAAAUAUCUUAAUCUUCGACAACGGGGCCUUCCGAACGGGCCAAUCCAUCCAGUACACCCGAGCCAUCGAGGUGGAUCGAGCAACGAAAGAGAUUGUGUGGGAGUAUCAUGACCGCUCGCAGAUGGUAUACUUCUUCACACCCUUCAUGGGUAGCGCACAGAGAUUGGCGAACGGCAAUACCCUGCUGUGUGAAAGCGCUUUUGGGAGGGUCUUCGAAGUCACUCCAGACGGCUAUGUCUGCUGGGAGUAUGUCAACCCGCAUUUUGCGCCAUAUCCGGAUGCACCAACAGCAAAGCUGUUCCCCGGUGACUCUAAUGCCCUGUUCAGGGCUUAUCGAUAUUCGUUGGACGAAAUCCCAUGGCUGAAGAGGAAGUUGUCCGGUGGAGAAGGGGCGGGAGUUUGCAGGCAACAAUGA